Stegostoma tigrinum is the source of this 8469-nucleotide messenger RNA. It is a transcript of the gene cdca2, whose product is annotated as cell division cycle associated 2. Gene Ontology annotation, biological process: regulation of mitotic nuclear division; regulation of chromosome segregation. The transcript is spliced from 9 exons. Gene Ontology annotation, cellular component: chromosome; nucleus. The record is from RefSeq and is a predicted model, not a curated record. Lineage: Eukaryota; Metazoa; Chordata; Chondrichthyes; Orectolobiformes; Stegostomatidae. Bases 674 to 3772 code for a protein of 1032 amino acids.
CGAUCCUAACUUUUCUUUCUUAAAGACAAGCGUAGUGUGCCAUCUUCCAGAUGUAAUUCGUUGGUUGCACUGCUUGGCUUUAUGCAGAACCACUGUAUUCUUGGUCUACAGUCAAAUAAAAACUGCUUAGGAAAACUUAACACAAUAACAGAUUGUCUCAUGAAUAAACAGCAACUGUUCCAAUGUAGUAGCAUCGCGUAAACACAGUCUUGGCAAAUUAAGUAAAAUAGAUUGUCUCACAUGCGGUUCUGGGAACAGGAAGAGAAUCCAAUCUUGUGGCUAUAACAAAGACACAGAUGUAGCAGCUAAACGACCAGCUUCAAAACGCAGCUAUUGAAAGUAAACUAAAAUCCGAACUCUGAGGGCUUCUCACCACCCGUUCAGGUUUGUUCUGUUGUUGCCACUUUGGAAAAGGAAACGCAACGCUUGAUAAGCUGUUAAUUUUAUUGGCUUGGAACAGACUGCUCUUCACCUCUGUCUUGAGCUGUAGCAACAAGAAAAUAGAACAGAAAACUAGGAUAGAAUACAGCUCUUACUGCCAUAGUCUCAUCACAGUGUGUAAUAUCAAGCUUGAACAGGUUAGCUAGGUAAAUAUCUUAAGUUCUUAUUGUUUGACUGUUGUGUGUCAGAGGUCAGCAUAGAGCCGUACAGCACAGGGCCUUUUGGCCCAUUUAUGAUACUCCAGUUGAAGAACAGCAGGAUGACCCAGAACUGGAAUAACAGGUGGGACAGUGGGGAAAACCCAGUGAUUUCUGCAGGAGUUUUGUUCUGGCAUGUCAGCAUCCUAGUUCAAAUCCACAUCUGUCCUGGACCAGACAUGUUCUCUUCAGUCGGAGAUAAGCCUUCAGCAGCAGGAAAGCGGUUUUCUCGGCGCACAUCUUCUGUUGGAGCCAGAGGAUCUCCGGAAACCAAUAGUCUUAUCUGCUACAUAGCCAAACGGAGAAUGCAGUCGCAGGGAUCCCAGAAAAUUGCCCUGCUGAAGAGCAAGAUGAUUGGAUUCAUGGAUGUGCUUCAAAUUUCAGAUCAUGUUGAGAGGAAAAUGUCUACCCCAGAGCUCCUGCAUCCCCCUCUACAGCAAGAUGUUACAAGUUCUCCGGCACAGCGUGAUAGCCUCUGUUUGAGUGAAAGUAAAGCAUCACUGAAGAAAAAGGUGACUUUUGGAGAAGAGCUGAGUCCGGAAGUGUUUGAUAAAAGGCUACCAUCUAACACUCCUUUGCGUAAAGGAGAAACGCCAGUGUGUCGGAAGGGCUUAUUAAGUGAAGGUCCUACAUCAGCUCUAAAGCAAGUGUCUGUGGUCCAAAUCAAUUUGGGAGAUGAAACGAACCCAUUCAGUAACAUGGCUUGCAGUGGCAAUGCUUCUGUCAAUGAGAAAUGCAACAACAUAUCACUAAAAUUAGUGACAAAGUUAACAGAUAACAUGGAAAAUGCUGAAACUCAUCUUGGUAAUGAACAGAGAGAUUGUUCUGGACCCAUUAAUGUUGAACUUCAGUCUUCAGUAUCAGAAUGCAAGCUUGAUUCAAAACUUGAGAAGAAAUCCCGUAAAAAUUAUGAGUACCCCUGUGAUGUCUUGGAAAUGCAUGUUGAAGAAAUUGAACAAGUCAUGCAGGAUCAUCCACCUAGGCACUCUAGAAAGGAGAAUCAAGUUGGGGAUAACAAUGUGGUUUGUCGAGAUGUGCCGGGCGCAAAGCAAACCGAUUCUGUAAAUGAAUCCAAAUUGUCAAGACGAAUUGAGCCCAAGUAUUUUGGAUCAAUUAGUGACUUGGGAUCUUCUGAAGGUAAAGCAGCAUCCACUAUUGAGCCUAAUGUGCAACAAGUGACUUGCAUGUGUGAUGAAAAGUUGAAAAAUGGUGACAUUCAGUUCAGUGAUUUGUCCAUAAACGGAUCUAUCAAUGACCAGGAGCAAAACAGGUCGUGUGCUGAAGAUGCAUGCCUUGAGAUUCAGAAUGUCACUGAUGAUGCAAUGUGUCUUACUAUGUCUUCAGUGCCAUCUCUCAGCCGAAGUGUGGAAGUAAGCCCAAAAUCUAAUCUAGAGGUUAAAAUUGAAAACCUGACACAAACGCCCAAAAAUGAGGAACCCCGCAGAUCGAGUCGGAUCAAGAACAAGGUUAACACCGCUUCAGAGAAUUCCACUGUGGUAACAAAAGGCAAAUAUAGAAAGAAGGUGCAAAAGGAACUUUAUGGAAAACGUGAAUAUGCUUCCAAGAAACCAUUAUUGAGUCCGAUCACUGAGGUCUUUGAUAUGCUGUCUGAGCCAGCAGAUUUUCCUGAUUGUGAUGGAAAGGCAGAAUGUAAACCUUCAGCGAUGAGUGUUCAUCUUCCUCUUGAGGCAGGUAGUCUUAUUGGAGAACAAAGGCAACACAGCACCUCUGACUCUGAAUGGUCAGCUGAUGGACACACUGCUUUGCGUGCAGCUUCCAGACAUGUAAGGGAAAAAAUACGAAGACCAACAAGGUCGCAUAAGAGGAGUUUCCAUGACUUGGAGGGGGAGUCAAGUGGAUGGAAAUCUAGUGAAACUGACAGUGAGCAAAGAACCAUCUUGGCUGACAAUGUUAGUGUUCAUCGGUGUGAGCCGGAGAAACUGAAGAAUAAUUUAAGCUGUGGUCUCUCGAGUCGUGCUGAUGAAUCAUCCACAUUUUUGCAUGCAAAGUUUCAUAAGUUGGAAGCUUUGGAUAGUUUGGGUGCUCAAAAUCUUGAGGAUGAUGAAAAUAAGCCUAUUUGCAUGAGAGAGACAUAUUCAAACAGUAUUAUGAGGAAGCAUCUUGUACAAGAGUUCACAAUGGUGAAAAAUAAUGAGAAAGGAAUUGAUAGAGUGCAGAUCCUACUUGAGAGACAAUGCCCAAGUGAAACCAAACUUGAACAAUGUAUCAAGGAAGCAGUUCAGACUGCUGAUUACAAAUGCAGAUGUUGCCUGGAAUCUGAAUCAAAUGUUGUUCAAGAUCGUGAUCAGCAACUGAAAGCACAGCCAGCAAAAAUGGAAGAAUUGACUGUUGCUUAUAAUUUCACUAGAAGCAAAGAAUCCCGAAAAACAGCAACUGAGCCAUCCAAUGCAAUUCAUGAGCAAAAGGUGAGUCAUUUACCCUGCGCAACUCAGAUAUUUCAAAGCAGAACAUGUCGCAGAAAGAGCAAAUUAUUCAGAGCAGCAGAGCUGGCAUGCGAAAAGCAGGUAGAUGAGCCAAUUGUUGUCCAUUCUGGAGGACAAGAAACAUUUACAAAUGAUAACAAAGCUGAGAAUGUUUCACAAGCUGAAAGCCUUGUAAACAGCAUGAUUGGCCAAGGAAUUGUUCCCAAGUGUAAAAAUAACAUUGAGUUUGAUGAGAUCCAAGUAAAAACCAACGUUGGAACACUGUUUGAUAAUUCAGGCCACUUUUGUUCAUCAGAACAGAUGAAUAUGAAUACCUUAGAAACUGCUGACCAGUUGGAAAUGGGAAUCAAAUGUUUAGGUACUUCAAGAGAAAACUCAAUCCUCGAAAAGAAGAAGGUGAGGCGGAGUGCCCGUCUGUCUGGUGUGGUAAAUGUGGCAGGAUUGAGCUGGGUUGAGUUAUCCAGCACUGAACCAGUAGAGGAAAAGAUGAUGAUGAGUAAGCUUCCCAGAAGAUCUUCCCGGCUCUCCAAACCAUGGACAAAAAUUUAUUAUGCAGAAGAGGCUGGAAGUAAAACUGAAUCCCAAGCAAGAAUUAGAAUGCUCCGGCGACGGUCACUUUCGUGUCUCAGAAAUACUGCUCUUGAUGAUUUGGAGGAAUCUCCAAGACAAAGCGUGGUUGAACUAAGUUGACCUUCAAAAAUACUCAGGAAUUGAAGAAACGAGAGGUUCUCUAACAGACUUGCCUGACAGUUGAAUGAAGAUGAUUUACAGUGCGACAAGUGCAAAGAAGUGAAAACCCAAGUUUCCUUUUAUUUAGAUGAUGUUGGCAUUCCUUGCAUAUCUCUGCCACUGUACCAGUGUGAAAGAUGGAGCAGGUACUGAAUCUGUUCAAUAGCAGAUCCACAGUUAUAUCAUUGAAUUCGAGAGAUUUCGGUUCUGCUGUACACCAUGCAAACUGUUAUGUGACGCAUUUUCUAUUGAAGCAUCUGGAAAAAAUUUUGGAGAUAGUUUGUGAAAUAAUUUUGACUCUUGCUUUGUCAUUUAAAAAGCAUUGUUCAGCUCAUUCAUAUGAAAUAAAGAGUCACACAUGGUGAAUUUUCCUCCAGUCUAUAUUCUGUUGCACGUCAGCAUUCAAGUGGUGCUGAUGUUUUCUGCUUCAGAUGUGACCAGGUAUGUUUCUUGCAUUCAUCACCUUCUGACUAUUCAGUGUUGUGUGAUGUCAUCACUUGAUUGACUGAACUUGUUUAAGAUACUUGAGUUUUUGUUCCCUCAAAGUGUGAUAAUUGCAGUUCUAAAUUUAGUGAUUUCAUUGUGUUCAUGAAAGAUGUGUGCCAUGUGGACAAAAUUAGAGAACCGAUGAAAUGUGAGUGAUACUUAGGUUGCGUGUACUGUAAUGUUAAUCAACUAAUACUUUGUUCACUCCCAUUUCCCUCAACUAACAUCAGAAAAUGGCCCCAGUGAGUGCUUGGCUUUUGGUGAAAGGCUUGUAUUUCAUGUGUGUUAAUGCAGUCCAAAUGCUUCAUUUUAUACACAGGAACCAAAAGCAGAAGUUGCUUUUGGAAAUUCUCAGCAGGUCUGUCAGCAUCUAUGACGAAAUUAAAUCAGAGUUGACAUUUCGGGUCCAGUGCCCCUUCCUCAGAACAUCACUUAAUAUGAUGUUGCACAGCAAAUUUGAGUAUGACCAUAGGACCAAUUGGUUUUUGACUAGUUUCCUCCAACUGUUCUUCAAAUAAAUAAUGAGAAUAACAUUUUUGUUCCUUCAUCCUUCAUUUACAGCCUCGUAAAUGCAGCUAUGAUCUUGGUGUUCUAUUUGACAUGAAUGAUGUAGUCUAAUGAGUAUCAUGGAAGACGUUGUCCAAAAUUUCUGACUAAGUUUAUUUAUAAGUGCUCAUGACUCCGUGUUCUGGUCUGGGCUGCACCUUUUGAAUGCUUUUCCCAUGAAACAGUUGAAAAAACUUUUAAAAACGUGCACAAUCUGUAUUUUAAUCAGAAAUGGGGUCAGGCAAUAUGCAAUUAUCUAUCGACUCCGUUUGCUUGUUGACUGCUGCCACCAGAUGGCAACAUUAUACCAUUCAUGCAACGUCUGAAAAUUUUGAAAUCUUAUGAAAAAACUUUGCCUGGACAAUCAACGUGGGUGUCAUGCCACAGUGUGAAGGAUGUGACAGUUGUGAAUCUGUCUGGUUGUGAAAAGCAAGAUUAGUUUUGCUUUGACUCAGUGGGUGGGGACACUUUUUAAAGCGAACCUGGGCAAUCUCUAAAAUUGUUGAAUCUCCUCCUGGUACCCUGAAUUACGUAAUUACCGAUGUUCUGUUGCUAUUUACGGAACUUGGUGCAUUGCGAGGUGUGUAACUGGUGUUGUACUAGUUCAGGGAACAGUGUUGGUCACACACCCACAUUUGGAAGUUUAGAUCAAAUAGUGACAGCAAUUUAAUACUCAUUGAAAAGUUUAACUGUCUUAGUAGUGAUCACUGUCAUGGCAUUUUUGUGACAAAUUGCAUCAUACUGUUGACUAAUGAGUUUAGCACUCCAUAACUUGAAAGCUACUUUUGUAAUGUUAUGUAACAUUGAAAAUGUGUCGAUUCCAAGGCUAUCAUAAAGAAUACAGAAAAUGCUGCAUCUUGUUCACUUUGCUGUCAGCAGAGUGGACCAAUAUUUUAUUUUUAUCACCUAUUAUUUACAACUACUUUACAUAUCAAUCUCUUCUGUGUGACCCUUAGCACUGAGACACCCUAGCCAUCUGUUUCACUUGUUUGUCAUCUUUGACAGCAGUUUUAAAAAAAAAUUUUUUAGCCCCUUUGACUCCAGACAUGCCAGAUUUGAAAUUGUCUUCCUUUCUCAACAGCUGCUGCCAGACUUGCUGGAUAUUUCGUGUAUCGUGCAUUUAUUUCAAAUUUUCAAAAUAUCACUUUUAUUGAAGGCUACUUCAGACUCAUUCAUCGAUGGGUCCGUGGGUGCUUGCAACAAAAUCAUCCAAGAUGAACAGCCACAUGUUAAACCAGAAAAAUUGGGAAAGUACUGAGCAAGCUGGGCUCAGUGAUUCGUGGGAAACGAAAUAAGGGACACUAUUUGAUUCAGUGAUGUUCUGUCAAAACUGGGUUAACUUUGAAGAGCUUGAUGAGGACAGUUCUGUUACUCAGAGAUUAGUGAUGAGCAAGAGCUCUGUAUUGGUGGAAAGGUCAAGAAUACAAUGUAAAGCAAUUGUAAAAAGAACCCUAAGAGACAUGAGAAACCUUGGUGUUCAGAGUAGUUGUGGUCAAAAACGCAGUCCCUGAGAGUGGUGGAUGCUAUUCGAUGGAGGCUCUUCUGUGAUUAAUGAAGUCCAACAUUAAACCACAUAGAGAAACAAGGGCAGUCUUGGCAGAGGUAAAAAAUGAAGCCCAUGGUUCAGUGGAAGGAAGUAAUGGAAAGGUGAUAGUGCUAGUACAACACAGUGAUGAUUACUUGACCCAGGACCAAGAAAUAGAUCCGGAGGAUGUAAAAAUGGAAAUUGCAUUACCAGCGAUGACUUCAAGAAUAACUAGGAGCAGAUGCAAGUGGCAGACAAUUAGUUAUCCGAGUCAGAAUGUAUCAUUUGCCAAAUCCAAAGAUAUUCCGAGGAGGGGUCAGUCCACCUGAACAAUUAAACUCUGAUUUCUCUCCAGAGUUGCUUCCAGACCUCCUGAGCUUUACCGGCAAUUUUUAUUUUUGACAACACAUAGCCGUUGCUGCAGAGAUGCAGCAGCACUUGCUCAAUCAAACCAGCUUAAGCCAGUAGAUCAUUUCCAUAAUUAUAACAGAAACUAACCAAACUAAAACAGUUGACUUGCCCCCUCAGUCGAUGCUGCAUGGCCACAAACUAAACGUCAGGCUGAUCUGUAGCUGAGGGUUGUGAGCAGAAAAUUGUUCAAAUGCUUGAAGAUGGGCAUUGGAAUUUCCCUAAGAUGCUGAUUUACAGUGCAAAAUCACUUUGUGACUCAAAAUUACAGAAGUGUAUUUUUUUCGCAUGGAAGAAAAUGUAAUGAAUCUGCCCCAAAUGUGAAAUGCUUACUGAAGAGACAAUUGUUGGUGAUCUCUGCUGACUGGAAAACUUUGAUGCAAGGCUAUGUCAAGAUUGGAGAUGAGGGUAAGGGAGGUGAGUGUGUGGAGGGGGUGGGAGUCAGGAUUGGUAUGUGAGAGAUAUGGUGUAGUAAGUGUACAAAAGUUCCCUUCGUGAAGCUACUUUCAUUAAAAGAUUCAUUUCUUCAUGCUGCUGAUGUAUUGUGCCCAAGUGAGGGACGAUGAGAGGUCAGAUCACGUUUGGUAUUUUUAAUAUGUUGAAGAAAAUCUGGGCUGAAUGGCACUUUGAAAACCCUGGAUGGCUUUUGUGUGUCAAACUAAACAGGACAUUGGAAUUGCACGUGGCUCAGAAGGUUUCCUGUCUGUUAACCAGUGUGAAGCUAACUGUUAUUGUUUUUUAAACAAAAUGUUCUUGAUUCUUAGCCACACUUGUGCAGAUCUUCAGGGAGAGGGUGAAGUACUUUUUUAGUCAUGACACUUCAAUAUUGAGUGGCCUUUACAUGGACAGAUUUGUUUUCACUUUGGAUCGGGCCAUUGAGUCUAAAAAUUGUGAGGUCAUUGUGUAGCUGUGUAAAACUUUAGUUAGGCCGCAUUUGAAGUAUUGUGUGCAGUUCUGGUCUCCACAGUGUAGGAAGCAUGUGAAACUUUUGGAGAAGAUGCCAGAGAGGUUUACCAGGAUGUUGUUUAGAUUGGAGUGUAUUAGCUAUAUCAAGAGUUUGGACAGGUUGGAUUGCUAUUGCGAAUGUUUUGGAGGCUGAGGGAUAUCCUGAUAGAAAUAUACGAAAUUAUGACGGACAUGGAUAGUUCAAGUCUUUUCCCAGGGUGGCACUGUCAAAUACUAGAGAUUAUCACCUGCAUGAUGUGAGAGGCAGAAAGUUUUUAAAGGAGAUGAGAGAAAAUGUACUUUACACAUCGUAGCAGUUGCUUAGAAUGUGCUGCUGGGGAAGUGGCAGAACCAGUUAUAGUAAACAUGUUUAAGAGGUAUUUGGACAGACAAACAAACUGGCAUGGAAUAGACUGAUAUAGACCAUCUGCGGCUAGAUAUGUUACUUUGGAAUCACAGGAUGUUUGGCACAGAGGUGGUGGCCAAAGGUCAAUGCUGAAAUGCACAUUGAACAGAACGUGGUGUGGUCUGCUUUUCCAGUUGAAAGCUGUUGUUUUAAUGACUAUUACACUUGACAACUGUGUGCUUUUUUGUAACACAGAGCAAUUGAAAUACAUGACUUGGUGAUACGUACAAAAUGUUUCAUGGAUUCAAAGAUGUACACUUGCUCAACGAUAUAAUUGUACAUAGAUUUCUACGUUGCUAUCUCUGUCAGAAUGAAUACAAACAAUCAGCAUUAAAUAUGUAU